Protopolystoma xenopodis is the source of this 600-nucleotide messenger RNA. Lineage: Eukaryota; Metazoa; Platyhelminthes; Monogenea; Polystomatidea; Polystomatidae. The record is from the annotation of a GenBank genome assembly.
GGACUGACGACACAUACCCAAAGCUUCUUCUGCGUCCCUCGGGUUUCAUGUCGAGGCACAGUCGCCGCUGAUGCCGAGGGUCCGGCAGACUCGGCCAUGCGGGUUGGACGGUUCGGCAUGUCGCCUCUACACCAGGUCAGUAAGAGCCCGUGCCAGUUUGUCCGGCAGCCUGGUCGGCCCCGAUAUGAAGUGGUAAAAACCGUUUUAGGAGAAGACGAUUCUCCGCCUCUGCCCGACAGCCCGAGACGGUCUCCUGUUGCGGCCCGCUUCACUGCCUGCCCCGACUACGCUCUGCCUGCUCCUUCACCUGUCACCUUUCCGUUGGUCCGUCUGUCCGCACGUCCAUGUCGCUGGUCGCGUGUGGGCUGUUCAGGCGGCCGCGACUGUCCACAUUCCUGUCGGUCUGCCCACCUGUCCGCUGUCGGCAAAAUGCGUCUACCGGGUCUGCCGGAGCUCAAGUCACCGGCUAAAGCGACGCUGGUCGCGAUAACUAUGAGCCAACCAAAACAGGGAACAAAGACGGCAGCCAAAAGUGGUGAAAUGGAAUAUCGAUCCGUCGGUGUGGCGACGAGCCGGUUUUCAGCAGGACCGACGGGCUGA